Phacochoerus africanus (Common warthog) is the source of this 603-nucleotide messenger RNA. RefSeq names its product tetrapeptide repeat homeobox 2 (gene TPRX2). NCBI's taxonomy places the organism in Eukaryota, Metazoa, Chordata, Mammalia, Artiodactyla, Suidae. The transcript has 4 exons. Gene Ontology annotation, cellular component: nucleus. Gene Ontology annotation, biological process: regulation of transcription by RNA polymerase II. The record is from RefSeq and is a predicted model, not a curated record. Gene Ontology annotation, molecular function: DNA-binding transcription factor activity, RNA polymerase II-specific; RNA polymerase II cis-regulatory region sequence-specific DNA binding. The coding region runs from base 1 to 603 and encodes 200 amino acids.
AUGGAGGAGCCAGGAAAAAUUCACAGGAGAGGGACAGGUGCCACGAGCCGUUCAGGACACCCGAAGAGGCAGCGGCAGGAGCGCACGGUGUACACCAAAGUGCAGUUGGAGAUGCUGGAAAAAUUCUUCAAGAAGAAUGAGUUUCCGGGCUACCAGGACCGCCUGCGCCUGGCGGCCAGCCUCAGGCUAGAGGAGCACAAAGUGCAGGUCUGGUUCAAGAAUCGCCGGGCCAAACGCUCCCGGCUGGAGAGACUGGCCAAGGGCCAAGGCCAGGGGACCCCCGAUGCUCCCACCGACCCCGGCGGUUGUCGCCGCCGCCUCCGCCGCUGCCGCAGGCCCCGCGUUCCCAGAGGACCCGGGUUUCUGGCGCCCCCCUCCGCCCAGCCCCGCGGGGAUGCUCCCUGCCCCGGAGCCCAGCGUCUCCAGCGGCGGCCCGGCCCUGUGGGGCCCGGCCCAAGGCGCCCGGGCGGAGAUAGCUUUGCGGAUGGGGAGGACUUAGCCUCCAGGCAGUUACUGAAUUUAUCGGUCAUUGUCGCGGCAAAAUCCUGCAGACCCCGCGGUGUCGGCCCGCGCGGCGCCCACGUGGAUGCGGGGAGUGGCUGA